Messenger RNA from Xenopus laevis (African clawed frog), 3400 nucleotides. It is a transcript of the gene vsig4.L, whose product is annotated as V-set and immunoglobulin domain containing 4 L homeolog. Gene Ontology annotation, biological process: negative regulation of T cell proliferation; negative regulation of macrophage activation; negative regulation of interleukin-2 production. The record is from RefSeq and is a predicted model, not a curated record. The transcript is spliced from 11 exons. The coding region runs from base 40 to 1473 and encodes 477 amino acids. Lineage: Eukaryota; Metazoa; Chordata; Amphibia; Anura; Pipidae.
ACAAUGGGCUAGUUGGUACUUUUUCAGAAGAAGCAGAGAAUGAGUAUCUUAUCAUGUCAAAAGGGAAGGAAGAAACAUCAGCAGAAUUCUAGGCUUCCAAAUAAUAAAGGAAGUUUGGCUUCAGCCGUGGCUCAUAACAGCAGCAGGCUCUGCAGGAGAGAUCAGAAUUGGACUGGGAGUAUGGCUGCUUUGGCAUUUCUUGUUGUGCUUGUGGUGUGCCUGGGUGGCAGAACUGCUCUAUGCAUCCUAUCUCUGAAUGUGCCGCAUGAAACACAAGGAAUAAGAGGUGAAUCGGUGGUUAUACCCUGCACUUACACACCCUCUGCACACUACAAGGAACAUCAAGUUGACUGGUAUGCCGAAGAUGUCAAAAUAUUCAGUCGGUUUGAAUCCCGGUCAUAUAUUUUAAAGGCGGACUACUCAGGAAGAAUCCAAGUGGCCGACUCUAGACCCGGAGACGUAUCUUUAACCAUAAAAGUUUUAAAAAUGAUAGAGAGGGGUAACUACAGGUGUGUCGUCAUCUGGAAGUCAAAUGAUGGACUCACUGUCACCAAAGAAGGGUUCAGUAAACUCACAGUACUUAGAGCUGCAGUAUAUUCUCCCACUAAGAAACCUGAUGUUGCCUCAGUUAGUACCAAAGGAAGUACCACAGUACCAAUAUAUUCCUCAACUGCAAAACCUGAUGUAGCCGUUAUUAUUACUAAAGAACAUGGCACAAUACCGAUAUAUUCCUCAACUGCAAAACCUGAUGUAGCCGUUAUUAUUACUAAAGAACAUGGCACAAUGCCGAUAUGUUCCUCAACUGCAAAACCUGAUGUAGCCGUUAUUAUUACUAAAGAACAUGGCACAAUACCAAUAUAUUCCUCAACUGCAAAACCUGAUGUAGCCGUUAUUAUUACUAAAGGACAUGGCACAAGCACCCUGAAGAAUACAGAAUUCACUACAAACAGGAAAAGCGCCACCACCAAGAGUCGCCAUACCACAAAAAAGACGGCCAGCAUUCAGCAGAGUAAAAUCCCUGUGCUGGACUCUACCAAGGAUGCUGCUGAAAAUGCAAAAUUGGAUUAUAUAAUUAAAGGCUCAGGAGUGCCACUCUAUAUUAUACUGCUCAUUGCUCUGGUCUGUGCCCUCUCCAUUUUAACAUUAAUUAUUGUCUUCGUCACCAGAAGGAAGAAAAAUACAAAUUACAUAUAUGAUAUGCCCACCAUGAGCCAGUUGGCUGCGAGGCUAGAUGGAUCUGCUCCACUUGCUUAUGGUGGAUAUUCAUCCUGCGCUUGUCAAACCCCAAGAACUCAAAAUGAUUACCAGCCAUGCAAGCAGGGCCCUGAAACCGAGUAUGAAACCAUGGUAGCCCAGGCCAGCAAUGAAUAUGAAUUUCUUAUACCAGAGAGAGAAGCACCACCGAGCUGUUCCGCUUUUACAGAGCCAAACCCUGCAGUUCCCCCCUCUCCCAGAAGCACAUUCCUAUUGUGAUAUUUCAGGAACUUGUGUUCAACAGUUGUCAUUAAUAAUUGGUUUCCUUCUUAUUGCAUCCCCCCAGCAAUUACUUUGUACCCCUUUCCUGGCUGUACCCUCACUCUGCAUGUACAUAUGGUUUUAUUUAUAUCAUUCCAACAAUAUAAAUAUAUACAUUUAAUAGACAUAGAAGAAACAUUAAGUCUAUCACACAAAAGGGCUGUUUGUACUCCCAGACCCAGGGGUGUUGCUAGAAAAUCCAAGCUUCAUUUUUUUUAUAUUUUUUCGAAGCUGCCUGGCCUAUUACUGAAUUUCAUGUCAGAGCGCUGCAUGUGGCAUCAUUAUUCCAAAUGGCCAAGACUAGGAAUACAUAGCUCUGAUUUAGGUAUUGAGCUUCACGGUCCAUUGGCAGUUUGGCAACAUGCCUCCUCGAACCCCAUGGUUUUUAGACCUGUGCAUAAUAACGCUGGGAUAAUUUUUAGGACCGAAUAAAAAAAAAUAUGCCAUUCACAUUCCUAAACGUUGAUUAGUUACAGACAUUGAAGCAGUAUUUCAUUAGCCAAAACAAAAUUGGGCUUUGUUUCACUGCUGCAUGUAGGAAGGUGUCAGUCACUGAAGGUGGUGUAUCCUGAUCCCAAUAAGGCAAUCAUAGUGCUCUCUGAAUCAAAAUACUGCUGAGUUUUCAGCAACUUAAACUGAAAUCUACACUUUCUCGCUAAAAAUGUAUGCAACCCACCUAACCAACUACCUGAUAAUGGUGAACAUAACUCCACCUGAAGUCUCUUUUUGGCUUUAGAAAUAGUGUGAAACACUGAUUGUUGCUUAUUGUGUGUAUGUAUCAGCUAGACUAGUCUGUUGCUGUAGCAAAACUGUACACAAAAUUAUAAUCUAAGCAAGACCAUUGAUGUGGAAUGCACUGGUUUCUAUGCUGUCAUGCAAUGGGAAACUGAAUUAAUUACUAAGGAAAACAUUAUACCUCAGUUUCCCAUUACAUGGCAGCAUAGAUUAUGAUUUUGUGUACAGUUAGCACAUCUUGUUUCACCAUUGGUGUUUUGUAUCACAGUACACACGCAGUAUAGACUGUAUGGCAAUCCUUCGGUGAUACACACACUGGCAGAUUUAAUGAUUUGAUCUCAAUAGUGUGAGACUAAUGUAACCCCCCCCCCCCAUACACGGAUUGACCAUAACUGCAGGGCAGAGCACCCAUCACAUAAGUGGGACAUGGGUGUGAGCUUAUACAUCAUCUUCAAUUGCAUACAAACUAUUUGGUACAGAAUUGAGGUAGGACAUAAUAUGAAAAUGCUCUACAACUAGUGCCCGGUCAGUAGCAGGUGUUUGCUACAGGGCUCUCUUGAUACAAAUAAUAAAUGAGCCCUCUUAUCUUAAAAAUCAAAAUACCUUUGCCCCAAAACCCUUAAAUAAUGACACAGACAACGACUUUAUGUUAAAUGUGUGAAGAUCACAGCUUUAUUAAGAAUGUAAUAUUUACAUAUAAGUAUGAUGUUCACUGCAGGGUUAUGAGAUUACUGAAAAUCAAAGGACAUGUAUAAAACAUAUAGAUGUCAAUUCAUCAUCAGAGGAUCCGGUAACCCCACCACAUAGGGCUGUUUGGUCCCAAGGAAAGCAAAAAAUGUGAUGCUUGGCCCAAUCAGCUUCACUAGAGAGAAAAAAAUACUUCCUUACUCCUGAACGGCAAUCGGAAUGAGUCCCAGGAUCAAUGUGCCCUAUGGAGCUUUGCAAGUCCCGAUUUCAGAUGUUCACCCUCAGAAAAGACACUUUAUGUUGUUAUUUUAUUAUUUAGACAGACUACUCUCUCUGUCUGUCCCCACUCCAGAUGUUCAGUUGCCCCAUUUGAUCACAAAGGGCCAAAGUGCAUUUGAGGUCUCAGGACUCCUGUUGGUUGAGAUUACUCACAUACUUACAUGAAUAAAGAGCUGGAUUCUAA